AUGAGUUAUGUUUGGGGCGUGGCAUUUAGUAAGGACAUUGGUGCGGAAAAGACUCCACGCAGCAACAGCGCUCGUACCGUUUCCGCGGUUUAUGCGUUACUGGCCUUGAUCAUGGUGAAUACCUACUGUGCAAACCUCAUGGCCUUCUUACUUGAUGAUCCAUACAAACUGCCCAUCAGUGGUGUAGAAGAUGCCAAGGUAAGUGCCGUUUAUCGAACCUUGUUCAAUUGAGUAUGAAAAGCAUCAAGAAUUGUAAAGUGUUUGCUAGAACACGACCUCUAAUUGGUUCAGGGAGCUUGCCUCAUUAUCUCCACCGAUCAGAAGAAAAAUGUAUUUCAAACUUAAUCAAACUCAGAUUGCAUUUUAGUUACUAUUCAUUCCCGACGUUAGACACCAAACGACAUGAUUCCCGUUUAUGCCGGUUGCCGUUAUUCCAAUUGUACUUUUGUUGGCUCCUUGACUGUCCUGAUCAAAUUGGUUCUGCUAACUAACGCUCUAUCGAAAAGCAUUCGACUACUUUUCAAUUUUUAUGUGCAGCAAAAUGCAGCUACUCUGACAUUACAAAUACUGUAAUUUCAGCUUGCGUUAAAAAUAACCAUCACUAUUACCCAAGUUUAUGACAGACUGAAAUGAUGAAUUAGUUUUCCCAAAAGCGAGCGAGUUUAAACCACGAUCUUGCUGUGAGAGGGCGCGAGGGAUUUAGGUCUGUAAACAUCCUAUGGAAUUUGCCUUCAGUUAACAUCGACUGAGUAAUUGCAAAAACUAAUCUUAGCCUUAAGAAAGACGCGAAGCAUUUGUCACCAAAAAAGAACCGAAAAAAGGAAUUUGAUGACAUAUGUAAAAUUCGAGUCCCAAUCAGUAGAGCUACAGAUGCUCUGAAAAAAAGAGCUACGGACGUAAUUUUUUUUCUACAUCGUUUUUAUUUUCUACAAAAAAAAGGCUAAGGAAGGAUUGCAAUCCAAAGCACUAGUUCCAAAGACGUUUCAGUCCACCUCUGUCGUCUAAUGUUAUUCUCGUCUCAUUUCAAUAGCUCACCGAGAAGUCUCUUUACCCACCGGAUGGUUUUAAACUCGGAGUCACACGCGGGAGUAACGAGGAAGCAUACUUCAAAAAUCACGUCAAAUACUUUUUCAGGAAGAUUUACCACGUUAACUUAAAAAUACAUCUGGUGGAUGGUUUUCAGGCAGGGAUACAGCAGCUUACAAACGAGUAUGUUUUAAGUAAAUUAUCAUCUUCGUAUGCAGUCAUGUUUCUUGAACUUUUUAGAUCCGAGGGCUGGAUAUUCAAAACCAGACAACUUCUCAUCGUGGUAGUUUGACAAAUAACACACGCACAAUCAAUGAGUCCGCCACACAGCCAAUGAGUUGUUACUCAAUUAAACAAGACAGUGAGUCAGUCCGUAAAUUGAUCCGCAGCCAUUUAGUCAAUCAGUAAUGCAGCUUGUCGUGCGGUCCAUGAGUUUGUUUGCUAAUCAGUUAGAACUUGAUCAUUAAUUCAUUCAAUUAUUUCUGCAAUCAGUCAGUAAGUCAGUCAGGGUCAGCCAAUCAGUUGAUUGGUCUGUCAGACAGUAAGCCAGUAAGACAGUUUGACAGGCAGAGAAGCAGGCAGUUCAUCACUAAUUAUGAUUUGAAAUAAGCUGCUCGUCAGUAAAGAAUUUACUUAGUUCUACUAAUUGCUGUCCGCAAUAUUUUCUAUCUCAGCGAGCUGGAUGGACUUGUGGGUGACUACUUGUCUUUGAAGCAAGCUGGAAACAAUGAUGCGAACUGCAGAUACAGCCUCGCUGGGGAAAACUUCUACAAC
This is a messenger RNA of Pocillopora meandrina, 1800 nucleotides long. Lineage: Eukaryota; Metazoa; Cnidaria; Anthozoa; Scleractinia; Pocilloporidae. The record is from the annotation of a GenBank genome assembly.